Molecule: messenger RNA, 1383 nt
Organism: Vicia faba (fava bean)
Lineage: Eukaryota; Viridiplantae; Streptophyta; Magnoliopsida; Fabales; Fabaceae
Source: the annotation of a GenBank genome assembly
AUGGAAGAAACCACUAGUGUUAGUUAUUGUAAUCAUAGUUAUAGUGGAUCACCAAUAACCAACAUACCUCAAGAUUACAUCUUUACUAUCAUUAUUCUUCUUCCUAUAGAUGCAAUACUUUCUCUAUCCAUGACUUGCAAGAGAUUCAAAGCUAUAACUUCAUCUGACACACUGUGGAAAUCUCUAUGCAAGAGAGACUUAGGUUCAGCAUGCGUGGAUUCAUUACUCAAGUCUUGUAACUCCAAUCACCAUGUUCGUCAAUUUUCAUGGAUGAAACUUUACAAACAAGUGUACAAGAUUGAUUCUGUUUGUUGUCAUAAAUUGUCAUACCCUCAUGGAGAUUUGGAUUUCCCUAAAGCAAGAGCUUCUCACUCUCUUAACUUUGUUUCUGAUUGUCUUGUUUUGUUUGGCGGUGGCUCUGAUGGAGGCCGACAUCUUGAUGACACGUGGGUGGCAUACAUUGGUAAUGAUUUUCAGAAAAUAUUGAAAUGGAAGACAGUUCAUUCAGGCAUUCCAAGUGGAAGAUUUGGUCAUACAUGUGUGGAAAUGGGUGAUUUCCUUGUUCUCUUUGGAGGCAUCAAUGAUCAUGGAAACCGUCAAAAUGAUACAUGGAUUGGAAAACUUACACACAGUGAAAACAAAAGCAUUACAUUUUCAUGGAAAAUGCUAGAUGUUGGGAGUGUUGCUCCACCUCCUAGGGGAGCUCAUGCUGCUUGUUGUAUUGAUGGCAAGAGAAUGGUAAUCCAUGGAGGAAUCGGACUUAACGGCCUCCGUUUAGGGGACACAUGGAUCUUAGAGUUGUCAGAUAGUCAUUGUUUUGGUACAUGGAUUGAGAUUGCAAUCCAUCCAUCGCCUCCUCCACGAUCAGGACACACGUUAACUUGCGUUGCAAGAAAUAGAACAAUACUAUUUGGUGGUAGAGGUUUAGGUUAUGAAGUGCUUCAUGAUGUUUGGUUAUUGGAUACUUGUCAAGGUUACAUGAGAUGGAUUCAAGUACUUUACGAAUUACAAAAUAUACCAGAUGGUGUUUCACUUCCUAGAGUUGGUCACACUGCUACAAUGGUUUUAGGAGGUAGAUUGUUAAUUUAUGGAGGAGAAGACUCAUCAAGACAUAGGAAAAAUGACUUUUGGAUAUUAGAUAUUAGUUCUAUUCCUUCAACCGGAGCGAGUUCAAAGAUAGUGCUGACAAGAAUGUGGAAACGCUGGAAAUCAAAUGGAUACGAACCUAAGUCUAGAUCGUUUCAUCGUGCCUGCGUAGAUCCUUCUGGUCGAUAUUUGUAUGUGUUUGGUGGAAUGGUAGAUGGUUUAGUUCAGCCUGUUGAACCUUCCGGACUUGGGUUUGAUAAGGAGCUCUUUCAUGUGGAGCUUGUGCUUCAACUCUAA